Phytophthora megakarya is the source of this 264-nucleotide messenger RNA. Lineage: Eukaryota; Oomycota; Peronosporomycetes; Peronosporales; Peronosporaceae. The record is from the annotation of a GenBank genome assembly.
AUGAGAUUGAUGGUCUACCCUAUGCCUCUGAUCAGUGAUCUGCUAGUAGAUCUGGAUAAAGCAGUAUGGUACUGUUCGUUGGAUAUGGCUAGCGGCUUCUGGGCCGUGACCAUGACGGAUCGGGCUCGCGAGAUCUCAGCAUUUAUCACCCCGUUUGGAUUAUUCGAAUGGGGUCGCAUGCCAUUCGGUCUAAAGAAUACCCCGCAGAUUUAUCAACGCCUCGUAGACAACGCUUUGUAUGGAUUUUUGAAGAUCUCGCCAUGA